CCUCCUGUUCCCAGUUUCGCUCGAUUGUUGUGGUGUGUGGACGGUUUCGUGCAGCGCGGAGAGAAUUUUGCGGUAUAAUUCUUUGUCCAGGAUAAAGCUGAAGACGAGGACAAACAGUUCACCGUUUACAAUUUAGGCUGAAAACCUUGCAUUCAAUGCAAAAUAACUCGUGAAAUUUAUACGUGCAGCUCGUUCCGUGUAGUGUACGUUCAGUGAUUCCCGCAUAGUCGAUUGAGCAUGAAUAAUAAAGAAGUAACCGGUGAUAUUGUCGUGUGUCCACUGGAAGGAGAGGUCUGGUGAUCGAGCAUAGUGUCCAGGUCGUGGGAUUCUACGUGUGAUGAAUCUACGGUGACGGCUUGCCGCGGAGCGGUUGGAUGGCGGCUGUAAGCGGCCCCGCGCGGCACUCUCGCGUCUCCAUGAGUGUGUCCAUGUCGCUGAUGCAGGGCGGUACGCAGAGUGCGCCGCAGGGCGCCAUCCUGGCGGCGGCGGCGCCCUAUUACCAAACGCCGGCCAUCCCAACGGACGUACAGCCCGACCGCCCCAUUGGCUACGGAGCCUUCGGUGUCGUAUGGGCAGUGACGGACCCGCGCGAUGGCCGGCGCGUCGCUCUCAAGAAGUUGCCCAACGUUUUCCAGUCGCUCGUCUCAUCAAAGCGCGUCUUCCGCGAGCUCAAGAUGCUCUGUUUUUUCAAACAUGAAAAUGUACUAUCGGCAUUAGACAUCCUCCAACCGCCUAGCCUCGAUUUCUUCCAAGAAAUAUAUGUAAUCACAGAGCUACUGCAGAGUGACUUGCACAAGAUUAUCGUCUCACCACAACACCUAUCCGCCGACCACAUCAAAGUCUUCCUCUACCAAAUACUAAGAGGUCUGAAAUACCUUCACUCAGCUCGAAUUCUACACCGGGAUAUCAAGCCGGGGAAUCUGCUGGUAAAUAGCAAUUGUGUGCUAAAGAUUUGCGACUUCGGAUUGGCGCGCGUCGAGGAGCCUGAUGCUAGCAAGAACAUGACACAAGAAGUCGUCACGCAGUACUACAGAGCGCCGGAGAUCUUGAUGGGCGCGAAUCACUACACAGCGGCCGUGGACGUGUGGUCGGUGGGCUGCAUAUUCGGGGAACUGCUCGGCAGGCGUAUACUCUUCCAGGCACAAAGCCCUGUGCAACAGCUGGAGUUGAUCACGGAGUUGCUGGGCACGCCGUCACUAGAGGACAUGCGGCACGCAUGCGCGGGCGCACGGGCGCACAUGCUGCGGCGUGCGCCACGCCCGCCUGCACUCGCCGCGCUCUACACGUUGUCCGUGCAGGCCACGCACGAGGCCGUGCACCUACUGGCACAGAUGCUGGUGUUCGACCCGACGAAGCGCAUCUCGGUGGUGGACGCGCUGGCGCACCCGUACCUGGAGGAGGGUCGGCUGCGCUACCACUCGUGCAUGUGCAAGUGCUGCUACAGCGCACCGCCCGCCGCGCGCCACUACUCGCCCGACCUCGAGCCUGUCGCCGCGCACCCCUUCCACGACGCCUGGGAGAGGAAGCUCACCUCCGUGCACCAGGUCAAAGAGGAGAUCCACAAGUUCAUAGCUGAACAGCUGCAAACGUCGCGGGUGCCGCUUUGCAUCAACCCGCAGUCUGCGGCGUUCAAGAGCUUCGCAAGCUCCACCGUGGCGCACCCCUCCGAGCUGCCCGUCGCCGCACCAGUGGGAAUGACGCGAGACCAAGCGCGGCUUCGACAAGCGGCGCGCCGUCUACGCCGACACACGAUAACCUCAACACAUCUUUAUGUAUUGGCGCCGUAAUGCGCUUACGCGGAUUGUAAACGCAUUUACUUGUAAACAUUUAUGCGUGGGGAUAUUAGGAACAUUUCUAGUGCAAUACGUAUUUACUGUGUAUACGCAAUGUCUACUUCAUAAUAUUGAGAUUUAUUCCACGCGUACGGUACAGUAUACUGACGGGCGUGGCCCACGUACGUUGUUAUCCACGCACGCACGCAUUCACACCCAUGCACAUCAGUAUGAGUACGUUCGCAUCUACACUAAAUGUGUAUGUGUGUGUGUGUGUGGGUGUACACAUGGAUACUAUCAUAUUAGACACGAACACAAUACAAAAAUGACCACCCAAUAUUGUAUAAAAUGUUUAGUUCCUGACAUUUGAAUGACGUACCCAAUGCGUAUACGUAUCAAAUAAAUACGUAUGUUACUGAAAAUGUUCCAAUGCGUUUGAUUUGAACGUUAAUAGGUACUUACUUCUAAUAAUUGAAUUAAUCAAUGUGAAUUUUUGAUUUUUUUUCAUAUAAAUAAUUAAAUAGAAAUUUUAUAUUUUUUAUUUUUAAAUACAAAUGUUUACUAGUAUACGCGUAACGUCUCAUAUUUGAAUUGACAAAUAACAGCUAAUAAAACUGUCUUUAUUGUUACGAAUUACAUUUAGCGUGGGUUUAGUUUAUAUUUUUAUAAUGUAUGACAAUCUAUGAAAAAAUGUAAUAAGUUGGCGGUACUUGUUUACUGCUGUCGUAAUGUGAAAUAAUUAGGUUGUCAGUAACAAUCUUGGCGAUAAGUGAUUAAGUGGAAUGUUUUGUUUGUAGUCAUUAGAAUUAAACUGAAGUCUUAGUAAAUUGUAUUUCUCUCUCUUCUAAAAUGAAAGAGAUGGUUACAUCGCUAUAUGUUACUGACAACGGAGCUGUUAGUUUGUCUUAAUAGACAUCAAAGUGAAUGUCAGUAUAAGAAAGACGAAAAUUAUUUGAAUUUUAACACAUAAAAUAAUAAACGAAAAUGUAACUUUGAUUUGUGCUGAUUUAUAAUUAGAUUUGACUCGUUACUGUAAAAACAAAAAUAUAUAUAUAAGUAAAACCGUACCUCAUUUCGAUAAUAAUGUAGAAAAUUCAUUACGUUUCUUUAACGCUCGAAAAGAAAUGCAUUUAUGUAUAUAUUGGUCGCUUUCAAAUAAAUAACAUGAGGGGAAUUACUUUCAAAACAAUGUAGAGGCAAUAAUAAAAGUGGUGAUCACACGUCAUGUAGACGUUAUGUCGUCUGUGUAAAUCACUAAAGAUGGCGGAAAAUUCUAGAACAACACUGUAUAGCGUAUAUUGAAUACGUAAGGAUGUUGUACACUGUAUUUUGUAUUGGUCUGUACGAAGUGUGAACGAUCACACUAAGUUUCUGAUUUGCUCUUAGUGUAUCGUAGCAAAUGAGUAGUCGAUUCGGCUCGUUGUGAAUAUAGUUUGAUAGAAGUGUAAAUGUUUCUGAGACGGUUUCAUAGUGACGAACAAUUGCUGCGUGCAACAAGGAAAUAUACAACGAAAACGAUACGCGAUUUACGCGAUUUUUUGUAAGAAUGAAAGUGAGGGUAAUGCGCAAUCUGACGCGUAAGAACGACAAGAAAUAACGAAGCGAAGUGGGCUACAUAUGUAUCUACUGAAGGCAGUAACGCUUCACGUAGUAUUAGGUUAUUUUCAUUAUAUUUCUAUUCCAUUAUUAUACAAUCUAUAUAUGUAUAGGUGAAAGUGUGUGCCUGAUUGUGUUUCGUACGAAGAUUGCAAGCAAUAAACGUUGCAAUACAAUAAAUGCGUAAUAUUGAAUUUCUUUUAUUGAACUAGGUGUUAUUUUGCGGAAUUCCAUAUUACUUGUUAUUUGAUUAGCAUCAUUUUGUUUAAUUUUAUUAUCAUUGUAAUUGUCAACAUUCAAAGAUCGACUACUAUUAUUAUUACCAGAAGUCCUACAACCGUUCAUAUUAGUCUAUCAAUCUGCGACUGAUAUUUCGUUCACUCGCAGUUUAGAGGUGAAACACGUGUCACAAAACGUGCGUGGACGAUAUAGCAGUCGGAGAUUAAUGGCUAAUAUGGAAGGUUAUACAAUUAAUGAUUAUAAUAAUCGUAAUUAUUACAUACUAAUGAUGGCGGAAUUGAACAAAAUAACUCUAAUCAAAUAACCAGUGAUAUUGGAUUUCGUUUUACGUAAUGACUUAUUAAAUUUAUUGAUUCCUUUUUAUUCUCUAUUUCGCUAUUGUAGGCUGCGUGCAUACGUAGGCUCUGUACUUAAUGUAGACGACGGCGUCGCCGCGAAUCUCCACCGCCACGUUUGUACGCAGUCUUAAAAGUCCUUUGUUAAAAAUUGCAAUAUUUCUUACUCAUGUCAAAUUUUGUAGUCCUACAUUAUUAUCAAUUUAUAAGCGGCACUAUUGUAACGUUUAUUCGUGAUAUUUGUGCAAUAAAUAGAAUAAUAUUUUUUUUUAAUUAACGUCCAAUUGUCAUUUUAAAUAUCCAUUAUAUUUACUGUGAUCAUUGGACGAUAAUUUAAAAACAAAAUUUUAAUUUCUUAUUUUUUUUUUAUUAUUAUUUUAUUUAUUACACAAACAUCACGAAUAAAUGUUACAAUAAUGUCGCUAAUAAUUUUAAAAUAAUUAAAUAAAAUUUUAGUCGAACGACCAUUGCAAACAAUUAAAGUCAUGUAUACUCAUACAAAUUGUACAAAUUAAAUGUGACAAUUGAUUAUACAUGUCUUGUGAUAAUAAUGAAAAACGAUAAAAUAUACAGGAGAAAAAUGACAUAGCAAUUUUUAGCAAGGACGGUCUCUUAAGGUCGUCACUCAUAACAACACCGCUCCGACACAGUAAGCGACUCGCCAUUUAAAUUUGGACUUUUUGUAUAGUAAGUUUGAAUGCAAAGUUGCUUGAUUUGCCAGAAAGGUGUUAUAAUGAGUGAUGUCUUUUGUAUGUAACAUAUUACUGUUAAGCUUACUCCUAAACACCAUUGUAUGUAACAUCGACUGAACAUUUUUACGUAGCUAGGAUAGAUAGUGUUAGUAUUAAAUAAAAAAAAAAAUAACUAAUAAAGUCAGCGAUGAUUAUAUAAUUGAUAAUUAAACGUAUGAGUAAUAUUCACAUACUAUCAUUGCAGUAGUGAGAUAUUGUAUAGAAAAUGUGUUGUAAAUGUAACAGAUACGUGUGUAUUUCAAGCAUUUAAUAGUUUUAUUAGAGGUUCGUAAGGGACGUGUGUUAGUGUGCGUGAGUUUGGAUAAUUAUUUUUAUUGGCAAUCGUAAAAAAAAAACUUUUUAAUACAUUCUAUGUUCGAAAUUGAUGUUUAAUAUUGCGUUAAUGUAGUAUUGACCCUGUACUAUCACGCUGCUAACCAUAAUAACUAGAAUAGAAAGUCAGUGUGAAUGUCAAGAGACGUCGUAGCCUUAAAACUAGUUCAAAACUAUAUAAAAGAUAAAAAAUAAAAAAUGUAAAUAAAUAAAUGCAUAGUAUUAAUGUUAGGCUCUAGAAUGGUAUGGGAAGUAAGCCGUUGUAGUAAGUCCACACUUUAGGUCAAAUCUCUCGGUGUACCAACGCGUGGAACCGGAUUCGAUACUUGUGUCCAUGCUUUUAGUUUCUAAAUUCGUAGACGCGAUUCCCACGCUGUGGUAUAGACGAGAGAUUAUCAAUGGUACAAAGGAGGCGAGUCACCGUCACACGCGUUUGUCUAUGUAUGUGCAUGGCGGUCUGUGGGCGACAAAGGAAACCAGGAAUGGACAUUAGAAAUAUAUGUAUAUUGGCCAAAGGAACUUAGAAGACUAGGGUCAUGAAGACAAGUCAAAGGGAAACAAUAGAGAUGCGUCAAUUUCAGAUUUGGUAAAAAAAAGUAUAUAUAUCUGUCCUGUAUUUCACGGUCCAUUGAGUACGAUUAUAUGAUUCCAAUUAAUCAGAAAUUGUCAUAAAUAUAAAUUGUAGAUAAUUAUGUAUAAGUAGUAAAAAAUUCUGAAUUGAUUCUCAAUUUAAAAAUUCUGAAUUGGUUAAUAAUUUUUUUUAUAAGGCUGUAAUAUAUAGUAUUAAAGUAUCAAAUAUCUAUUAUAAUUAUUCUCAGACUACCAGUAUUGGUUCAUGACGUCGUCAUGCACAUACAUGACGUAAUAAUUGACAAACAAAUGUAAAUGAGAAGUGUGUUUUUUUUGGAACUAUGUUAUUGCGAAUAAUAUUAUCAUAAUUCAAAAUUUAAAUCUAAGUAAUUCUAUUUUUGACUAUACUUAGUUUUUAUUUUCUAAUAUUUUUACACAGUUACAUGCGUCAUGGUCACAAACCUAUGAUUACAGCGCAUGAACUUUUAAUUUAAUAUAAUAUUCUACUUAAUAUUCCCUGACAUGGUACUUUUUCUGACUAUAUUUAUAUAAAGAAAGCAUUUAAGAAUGUUGUCUGUAGUGGGCAAAUUCGUGUCUACUCAGUAAUUUACUAUUUGUCAUGGUCAGCCUAAACACUUAUUGAGUUUUGUCAUAAAAAGUUACAAAUGUUUUGUUUUUACUACACGAUGCCUUCCUCACUGACACGUGAUUAUCAUGUUUAUAAAAGUUUAAAGGCACAUUUCAUAUUUACAUGCUGUUUGUCCGUUUGUACACAACGCCGGCGGGACCGCAACAGACCCACCUUGCCUUAUCUCAAUUAACUGUUACUGUGAUCCGCUAGGCGUAAUUAUUGGACCCAUACAUAAUACACCCAUUGAUCCGGUCACCUGUAAAUAGUUGAUACACGUGUUAGAUUAUUUUACAAGUUUGCUAAGAGACGCUUACUGUCGUAACCGUAAGGUUCCAUGUCCUCCGAUUAAUUAAUACAAUUGGAUGUUUGUAAAUAGAUUAUUGUAAGUAGAUGCAGUAUUCGGCGAUGUAAUGUCGGAGUGACGGCGGGCUUUACAUAGGAAAAGACGUAUCGACGUGGCUGGUGUCUGCGCGCGUGAUUGCACUAUUUAUUUGCUGUAACUACCGCGGUAGAUGUACUUCAGUGUGUAAUUAUGGCGAUAGAACUGUGGUGAUUGGGCGCUCUUUUAGUUCAACGAAUUUAAUAUCAUUUAUGCCCAAAAACAAUAUUGGUAUCUUGCUGGACGAUUCAAGUGCAAGAAUUGUGUUUUUUGUACGAAUUUUGUCAUUACAAAAUUGUUAAUCGAAUCAUCAAUCGGAUUUGAUGUGAAACGAUUAAUCGAUCAUUCUUCUGGAUCGAAUGUUAUAAUAAUUUGUCUGAAAUAUACACAAAUGUUAUAACAUAUAAUAAAUCAAAAUUAAAUAUUACAAUAUAAGAUUUAUCAUUGUCGAUGGAAAGCAGAAUGAAGUUUGGUAUGUGCAGUAUAUGAGUUGGUUUCAGUUUUCUGCAAAAACUACUAGAUUGUUUCCGUUUUUUAGACAUGUAUCAUAUUUACAAUUUCUUUAGUAACACUGUAGGUGUCUUUCCAGAUUAAUUUGAGCGGGUUAGAAACUCUAAAUCUCAGCUAGGAGUAGCGCUCGAUCGACUGACGUCACGCGUGCAGCCCCAGUGCCGUUUCGCCUAUUGUGCACGCUUUUAUUUAUGUAAUUGUACGUAUUGCGUUUCCAGCCUUUCAGAGAUCUCGUAUAUAUUUAAGUUUAAAGUACACGACUGUUCCCUUUACACAACUGAUCUUUAGUUUUAAUAUGUCGAUAUUGUAUUUGCGUUCGACAAACGGCCAGUCGCCAACAUUUCACAUUAGAUGUAAGUAGAGCGCAACGUUUGCUUUCAACGGACGCGAGUAAGGCGUUCCUUUUUAUUUGUAAAUAUGACGUGAUAAGACUUAGUUUCAAUAUUAACCUUAGUAUCUCCUAUUUAGUUUGUGUUCAUCGUAAUCGUCUCACUAUAAUUUUGUAUUAUAAUUUACAUCAUAUACAAAAAGUAAAAAAAAAAAAACAACAAAAUAAGAAAUACCUAAUAAUUGUAUUAUUCGUGUAGAUUUAUGACAUUGAUUUAAUUUUAGUAUUACCAGUCGUACUGUAAAUAAUAUUAGUAAUUUUGUGCACUGAUAGUCUUCUUUUAAGUUACUCUUAACUUAGAUAUUAAUUAAAUGGCUGUAUUGUAUUUCGUUAUGUAAACGCCUAAGACACAACGUUCAUAAGACUUAGUAGUUGGAAUGUUUGCUUUGCGACCUCUGUCGUUUUCCUAUGUAUAAAAUGGGUUUAGUUAAUUUCUCGAAGGGGCAUGGUCGCGCGACGCCGCGGGCCGCACUAGGAUUGUGAUUUAGUUGGUCGAGACACUGUCGCGGACCGGACAUAUUACUCUAAGUGUAAAUAUAAAUGAUACGUGUUUCUGUCGUGUACGGAGUUAGUUGCAUUUUACCAUUGUUGCGAACUGCCAAAACUAUUGUAAUAAUUUUGUAGCGUUAUGUACAACGCGACCACAUUGGGAGGGCUACAAUCUGUCAUAGAUUCUAUAGAGAUUCGCGUACCUACCGCAUUGGCGUUCAUAUGAGUUGCGUACCUUUGGUAUUUGGCGAAGUAUUCACCAGAAGACAGAUGUUAACAUUACGCGCUUGUUCACCGUCGUAGAAGAUUUUCACUUUUGCUGGUGUGUUGCCAUGACGCUACGAGAUAUUUACAUACCCUUAAUGUCGCUCGAGCAUUUGUCAUCUAGUUAAUAUGUGAAUUAUCGCUGUUUCCCCAAAGUGGCACCAAAGUUGAUGAAUGUAUCUUGUUUGUGUGCCGAAUUUAAAGGUACGUUAACUCACUAAACUUAAUAUACACAAUUUAGUGACAGUUUGUAAACUUGUUUGUGUAGUCGGUUGUAUGUAGGGCCAGCGUGAGGCGGCGUAGCGGCCGUCGAGCGCCACAAUGUAACAAUAAACUACUGCAUAAUUA
Molecule: messenger RNA, 8586 nt
Organism: Galleria mellonella (greater wax moth)
Lineage: Eukaryota; Metazoa; Arthropoda; Insecta; Lepidoptera; Pyralidae
Gene: nmo
Product: serine/threonine-protein kinase NLK
Biological process (GO): protein phosphorylation; intracellular signal transduction
Cellular component (GO): nucleus; cytoplasm
Molecular function (GO): MAP kinase activity; ATP binding
Source: RefSeq, a predicted model, not a curated record